AUGGAAACUGAAGUCAUGAGGAAUGAAUUGACCCCAUCCACCUCCUCCAACCGUAUAUUGGAUCUGUCCGUGCUGCCAGAGGUAUCAGAAAGUGUCCAGACACCUCAAAGAUUCGAGGAACCAUAUGUCGCGGAUGAAUGGAAAGCGACACCAGUGACAAAACAAGAGCACGCCCACUUGAGGAGUGCAAGGGACGCGAGAGACAACCUCGGCGUGAUCCGAGAGAUGCUUGUUAGAGGGAGUUGUGUCAAUCUGUCAUGCAGUCUCUGGCUGCAGACUGAAAUCGCGUCCCAAACUCACAUCAUCAGGGAGAACGGCCUGUUGACCGACAGAUCCCACAUGGCACCACGCUGA
Molecule: messenger RNA, 354 nt
Organism: Exophiala oligosperma
Lineage: Eukaryota; Fungi; Ascomycota; Eurotiomycetes; Chaetothyriales; Herpotrichiellaceae
Exons: 1
Coding region: 1-354 (117 amino acids)
Source: RefSeq, a predicted model, not a curated record